This is a messenger RNA of Dermacentor albipictus, 3361 nucleotides long. NCBI's taxonomy places the organism in Eukaryota, Metazoa, Arthropoda, Arachnida, Ixodida, Ixodidae. The record is from RefSeq and is a predicted model, not a curated record.
GCUUCCGUGAAGGCCCCGGCAGCAGCGCGCGUACGCCAACCCAGCCGCUUUUUUGAAUAUGAAAUUACCCCUCCAGUUUGGUGUGCAGCAAGGUGGAAGCAACCAAGCUGACACACAAGAACCUUUACAGGAGACGUACACAGGCCGUCUAAGAAAGCUAAUCUUUGCAAACCUACCUCUCCUUUUGUUGAUCAUCGGCUGCCUGCCGCUCUUCCUCCUGCUCGUCCCUACUGCGUCGUCCCUGAGCUCACAUAGCGCGCAGCUGACGCCUCUCAGCGACGCAGAUGAGUUUGAUAAGCCGGCGAGCUCGGGAGCUGCCAACGCUGCCUCCAAGACGACCAGGGCGCCGGCAGCCGCCGCAGCCGAGAACGACGAAGUCGAGGCUGCCGCCGAGGCCGCCACCAAGGCGGACGUGCAACACGCACCGCAGUCGUCCGAGCGCCGCCACCGUCACGUUACCAAGAGGAAGCCCGCGCGCAGAACCGAUGUCGCUACGCGUCCCGAGAAGCGACGCCACACGACACGACGACGCCACGGCGCGACAGAACGAAACCCAACGACCCGACGACACCGCACGACGCAGGAAGAGGAGGAGGAGGAGAGAGAGAAGGAAAUGCUCGCGGCGACGCCGAAGCGACACCGAGGCUCUCCUGCCGACGAAAAGCUUGCAAAGCCCGAGUCUGAACUCGGAAGAAAGCAAGUGGCGUCUCGGACGCAGGGCCCACUGCAAGAGCUGACGGGACCCAAAGGAAGGCGCCUUGUUCGACGCGUGGUGCGCAAGCGCCGCAAAACGACCCCGCUCGUCGGCAACGCGUCUUCCGCGGUUUCCGCAAGCCCAAUGCUCCUCGGGACCACAACGGUCAAUGCCGACAACGAUUUGGAGGACCGAAAGCUGGACGAAGCGCAGGAACUCGCCGAGCGUCUUUGGGGAAUCAUUGCCGAGACAGUGACCACGCAUUCCGGUCGCAUCGGGAUGGCUUCUCGAACGAGCGCGGCGUACACCUUGCCAAGACGUUCGUCUCAUGUUUACUCUCAAGCUACCGAGGCAGUCAGCGACAUAGAAGGUCGACGCCGAUUGGAAGUACUGGCACCGAAUUUCGGGGGGAACAGUGCAGCGACUUAUGGGCUACCGACGAACGAGACCUGCGUCAACCCUUCGCACUGCCGGGCUCCUUCCUACAACAACGGUAGUGGUUCGCGCCGAGCGCCGCCGGACAAUGUGGAAACUGAAGAACCAAGGACAUUUCAGCACCCUGCUGAACUAACACGUGACUCAACGCCACCCAGAAGAACGCAGGGCAAAGCGUGGACUCAAAACAGACCGCCGAAGACAACCGUGAUGUCCAGUGGAGCGCUAGACCUAUUAGACUGGCUGUUCGGCCUCGGAGUGAACAAUAGGCUGUCGAAUACAGAAUCUGCGCGGAAGGAGUUCAGAACCGAGAGUUCAUCAAGCCUUGCAGCGAAGACUAGCGAUGACUGGUCUACCCAUUCCUCGCGGUUUUCGACCACCGGAGCUGGUCCUUCCCUGGCAGCCAAAAGUCACGAACUGACUUCCAAAAGCUUUAAGAACCGGUCCUACAAAAUGUCGGACCGUAUCAUUGGUGUAGAGACAGCAGCGACGUCAUCCAGCCAUAAAAUAGCGACCAAUUCUGAGCUGGAAACUGCGACUUUCCGGAAGAUAUUGAAUCGCAGCGACGCAUCCUCGCUCAGUAGUACAUCAUCGCCAUCUCAGACUCCGGUGGAACCCUUUUCAGACAUGUCCAGGGGACUCCGAACAGGUAAAGUUUCAGAAGGCACGGUGCCUCUGUCAUACCUGCCUCCAAAUGAACCUUUAGCCACUGCGAGCAGAGAGAUUCAGCCGAACGGCAACAAAUUUAGCGCUUCGGUGGGCAAGCCACUUCAGUUUUCCACAGAAAGCGAUGCUGGAGGCGGAAAUGCCGAUCCCAGUCUGAAAGCCUUAAUUCUGGCUGACGAAGACUCAAGUGAGGAUGAUUACGACGACGGCUACGAAGAGGACGAAAAGAACAACGAUGACAACGAUGAGCAAGACGCUCUUAUAAAGAAAGGCUUAUUACCAACGUUUGGCAGGCGUCAAGGACUGUCUGGCCCCGAGAGACGAAAUUACAGUGACAACCAAACGAGAACGCCCUUCAGCGCAAGUGAUAAGAACUUGGUUUCCAGGAGCCAUUCGGUCUCAGCAACUGAACGUGAGAGCAAGGAACCAUCCUGGAACUUUGGGGGCGCAACUCAGAAGCAUGGGGCCGAUGUUGGUUCCGAAGAUGGUGGACAUAGGCAUAGCACAGUUCGUGGUAUCUCUGGAAGAAUCAGAAACUUGCGUUUGAAUCCGCCUGCGCCGAAUGGUGUCUCUGGGCGGAGUGCAGCGCCCGGACAAGCGAUGACUGAAAAUUUCAUGGAUGGGAGAACAGCGGUAGCAAGCAGCUUGUCCGACAGCGAUGAACUCCCAACGACGUCUUUCGCCGAGGAACGUAUGGACUCACCUACGAAAUGGAGUGGUGUCCGUGACGCAGAGGCUCGAGGUAGCCCUGUUCGAACCGCGGCAACUGAAGGACACACGCCCUCGCACGAACCCUCCGGAGAGGUUCCUCGCCUCAUCUACAACUCCGAAAGCCACAACUUGACCGAACCGACAAAAGCAGCCGCUCCCACAAAAGCUUCUGGGAACACGGCAUCUGUGAACGCGACCACAAGCAGCGAGCAGGGCGGUAUCGCAAGCGGCGGUGCAGUUUCCAGAAAUCAUACAGGCUCGACCGUGAACCUCCGUUCCAUUCCGCCACUGUCGCACCUUGGAGAAGUUCCGAAUGCUCCAGUUGUGCCCGAGGUACUGAAGACGGAACUUUCCAAAGAACUUACCACAAGGGCGUCUACGAGAAGGCGCUUGAGGUUGGAAACAACACCGCACAACAGCGCUCCAGAUGUCCUCGAGCUCACGUCGUCGACCGGAACCGUCAGUUCCAAAGCGCAAGGUCACACCUUGCCACAGAAGCUGCACAUCAUGUGCUCUAUAGGGGCCACAUACCCUGGCCCCUAUCCCGUUGAGCUGUGCGACAAGAUCAUGAUCAAGGACGCGGUGUCGUUUGAUCAAGUGAGGAUCAAGUUCACGGUCCGGUCGUAUGACGCCUUCCUGGCGCUCAAGGCACAGCAGAUAAAGCGGCCCUCGUUCAAGAUCGUCGGCCUGAUGACUUGGCGCAACAUCGAGCAGUUCCGGUUGCUGAACCCGUCCAGCGACGCCUUCGUGGGGAAGGUGGAGCGGCUGCUGCUACGCAUCAACUUGGACGGCCUCUGCAUGGACCUGGCAGGAGUGUCGCGCGGAAACAUCAUGGCCUACAGGCACAUCCUCAGG